UCUUAGAAAAAAUAUUCAGGACACAGACGUGACAUAACUAUUUCAACAGAGAGCUAAGAAGAAAGAUGAUUCAAAUUGGAGCGUUUACGAUUUUAAUCAUGGCAAUGUUCCUGAAGACAGAGGCUGUCUCGAUCUUUCUACCACAAAGCUUCCUCUACGGUCAAAACAAUCCUUGGUCGAGACACAUGUACAUAUACCCUGAUCCAAAAUUAGAUUAUGGCAAUGAAGUCAACGUUGACACAUUUCCCGGAGAAAAAUUCAUUUCUUAUGACCAAAUGCAACCAUAUGUUCCGCUCAACAUGCCGUUGCAAAAAGAUCGCACAGCACUACCGUUAGCAGCGAAGCGUGCAUUUAAUGGCUUACCUACGAUAGCUAAACGUAUUCACACGUGCGCGUUCAUGAGACGCCUCGGACUUCCGAUCGGUUUAUGCUUCAAAGGCUCUAGAAGCAGGGUAAGCCAGCAACCAGCAGUUGAGGAGGAGGAUUCACCGGAACAAGAUGCCUAUGACUAUCUUCAAACACAAUGGCCAGUUCAAAGCAUGUUUGGCGGUGCCGUAGGAAAGUGAUCAUGAUAAUGAUGAUUUUUGCUUCGGUUACGUGAUAGAAAGUGUAUCCCACGCUUGUAUAUAACAAACGUUUAUAUUAAGAAGAAUAAAGAAUAAAACGCUGAA
This is a messenger RNA of Ruditapes philippinarum (Manila clam), 671 nucleotides long. RefSeq lists its product as uncharacterized. The transcript is spliced from 2 exons. The record is from RefSeq and is a predicted model, not a curated record. Lineage: Eukaryota; Metazoa; Mollusca; Bivalvia; Venerida; Veneridae. The coding region runs from base 66 to 566 and encodes 166 amino acids.